Cephus cinctus (wheat stem sawfly) is the source of this 3060-nucleotide messenger RNA. It is a transcript of the gene nuf, whose product is annotated as rab11 family-interacting protein 4. The transcript is spliced from 10 exons. The coding region runs from base 563 to 2089 and encodes 508 amino acids. Gene Ontology annotation, cellular component: cleavage furrow; endocytic vesicle; recycling endosome membrane. Lineage: Eukaryota; Metazoa; Arthropoda; Insecta; Hymenoptera; Cephidae. The record is from RefSeq and is a predicted model, not a curated record. Gene Ontology annotation, biological process: regulation of cytokinesis; endocytic recycling.
UUUCCUUGAAGAGCGCGCAUGCGUACCUAACGUUACUCUUUUGUGGCCGUUACUUCGCUUUCGCGUUGCUCUUGCGGCCAACUCGCCUUUUGCUUAGUUUGCUGUAUUUACCUUGAUUCGACGCCACGCCGUGGACUCACUCUCUACGAACGAUUGAACGGGAACACUUUUUUUUUCGAGUCUGUGAGCGUUUAAGAGUAUCUCAGUUUUUAAAUCCUUUUCGCCUGAAAUUUCAUCGCUCGCCUACCUGUCCCCGUCUUUGCUGUGGUUCUCGCAGGUGUCGUUCUUUUGACAGAUCGUCUCGGUGCUGCACUACGGUUCUUUUCAAUUGCUUUGCUUGAGAAUCUAUAGUAAGGGGAUAGUUUCACUCCGUGACUCUACGUAACUACGCCCCAUUUAGGCAAAUUCAUGAACAAUAUAAAAUUCUUCUUGACAACUGCGAGUCUCAAAGAAUUAUUUACCGAUGGUCAACUAGGUAGAGAGAGAGAGAGAGAGCUUACACCAUCAAAGGACUUUUGGGCUAAUCGAACAACAUCCAUAUAAGCACAUACCCCUAGAAAGGAUGGUAAGCUCCCGAUCACCAGCUGUAACAGUCUCUCAUACAACUGUAUCUACAUCUGCUGCUGUAUCUAACAAUAGUGUUGUACCGGACAUCAAUACCACCAGUGAUGCAAAUGGUGAUCUAACUUCUAACGGAGAUGAUAAUCAAAAUGAUGGUAUAAACCUAGGAAGGGUGGCAGGAGAAUGGAAUCAGAGUGGACCUUCUUCGCUCUCCAUGUCUGUGGAUGUACAUGGUUCAGUUACCUCAAAUCUUGCUGAGACUGGAUCUUAUACAGAUACACUUGGACAAGAGCAUAAUAAUAUCAUUAAAGUUGGUAACGAGGAGGAAGAAAGUUACGAAGGAUUUGGCUACGUUCAGGUUGAUGGUGAUGGUGAAGAGGACACAGAAUCACCAGGAGGCAGUAGCUCCGCACCAUCUCCAACAGGACCAAAUCCUCUACGUAACGCCAGAAGUCCGACUUCUACAUUCGGUAAACAUUCUUGGCUCAGAAGUUCAUUAAGGCGAACACCUCCAUGCACCGGAAAAAAGAGGCUUAGUUCUAAUGCCUUAGCAAGCCAGCUCUACCGUAGUAGCAGUUUCAACAGUUCCGGGAGAGGUUCGACGUGCGACACCACCGACGAUAUGUAUAGUGAUGUCUCUCUCGAAGACGACGUUCUCGAUCUCAAUCACAGGGUCCAAAUGAUUCAGGAGCAGAUGCAUGUUUUGGUCGAUACGCAGUCCGUUGGUGAGGAAAGAUAUGCCAGGGCAAAGCAGGAGAAUGCGACUCUUCAGGCGAGGAUACUUAUGUUGGAAGAAGCGGCCAAGGACGCGGAGACAAGAGCAGAGGAAAGACUGCAGGCAGAACAGAGAAGACAUAGAGAAUGGGCCAGUCGUCUGGAGCGAGAACGACAACUACAAUUAGAAAAUUAUGCGAUUAAACUUCAAGCAGUCGAAGUGGAAAGUUCCAGUUUACGAGACGAAGUUGGAAGAUUGCGCGAACAAAUGGAUCGCGCAAGAUCAGACAGAAUCAGGCUGGAAAACGAGAGGGAGGAGGCCAAGCGAGAAGCUGAAUUAGCUCGAGAAGCGGAGAGGCUCGCGUUGUGCCGAGCUAACGAGGCUCACAGUUUGCUGGAAGUCGCCAAAGAAGAAUUUGGGGCUAGAGCCGAAGAUCAACAGAGACUCGAGGAACUCGAACAGCAGGUGGUGAAGCUUCGUGCGCGAAACAAAAGCUUGGAAGAGUCGCGAGACGAAUUGCAAGCUGCGGCAGCACUGCAGGCGGGUCGUGAACUCCUGAUGAUGAAUCCUUGCGCCAAUGACGUGGAAAGGGGACCGAGUCUCGCAGCAGAAUUACUAGCUGGAAUGGAUCAAGAUCAGAGGGACGGGCAGUUAGUAGCUGAUCCCGGAGAACCCUGCACCAUUUUCGAGAUGAGGCAGGCUCUGAAAGAACAACAAGAGGUCAACACUCAACUGCGAGCCUAUAUCGACGGCAUUUUAUUAAAUAUUGUUGAAAAUUAUCCUGAACUGCUGGAAGUUAAGCAAAGGCGUUAGAACCUCCUCCAAAUAAGAGCGAGUGACAGGGAGUCAUCGAAUUUUACGCGUGGCCCGUCGACGCAGUACUAUGUUAAUCCUCUAUACCGAGAUGAUCCGAUGCGAAUCGUUAUACAUAUUUAUAUAAUUUAUUUUGUAUCUCAUCCUUGAGUUGACGAUCCAUGCUUGAGGAAUGUGAUAUCCGUCCAUGCGAGGUUCUAACGGAGAACUCUCAAGCUAUUCGGUCACAGCCGCAAAAAUGUCAGUCGUCGUUGCUGCAAAAUAUCAUCCACUUGUCAUCCCUUUGGCAACUACAGUAUAAAGAAUAUAAAGAGAAGGUAGCAACGCGAUAUUAACUUAUUCCCAUGGGAACGGAAUCGAAAGCAAGCGGGCAUCUUUCGUUCUUUUAUAUGUAUAUCAAAAUAUUUGGUACAGAUUUGUAGCAAGGAUAUACGGACCAGGAACAGCAAUACAUUGUUGUUUAUAAAUAAUAUAGUGAAUUUGAUGCAAUUUAUGCAUGGCGAUGUAUGUACGAGAGAGACAGAAGAGAGAGAGGGGGGGGAGAGAAUAUUGAAAAUUAAGGAAAUUAUUUUGAAGUAUUAAGGAAUCUCUACAGAGAGAUGAAUGCGAUAUUGUCCUUUUUGUUUUCUCAAUGCCAGUUAAUAAAAUCGCAGAAGUUGAGCGAGAAUUCUUUGAUAUUAUAGCGCUCAAUUGAUCGUCAAUUACUUAUUUACUUAAUUACUCGCUCACUUAUUCAUCUACUUGCCUACACGCCUUGAUAAGCUCAGCUAUACAAAGUUACCUGAAUGGCGUCAAAGGUACAAGGACGAUAUGUAAUAAAAGGUAAUACGUAUCACGAAAUCUGUGAUGGGAUAAAAAUUACCUAUUAAUAUAACGUUUAGUAUCUAUACUCCUAUGGUAUUCUGUAUCCUAGGACUUUACAUUGCAAACUAUUAAUGUUAUCAUGAUUAAAUGGUUAUAUUUUGAUACCA